UGCGCCCUGACACUCUCUCUGAUCUCCUGCGGUAGCCAGUCUGGGCCGACCGCGUCUCAGUUGGAUGGAAGCAUGUCUGAUCGGACGCUAUAUCUAGCAUCUCAUUGUGUCAUGCUUGACCUUGGAGCGCCCCUUGGGUCGUGGCCGGAAGACCACGUCGUCCCGCUGGACAUUCUACAGAUUCUUCAGCAAAGCCCCGACGUCUAUGUCUACACAUUCAAAGGGCAGACCAGGACACUCGUCUGCAAGGAGCUCGUCAAACCCAGUCUUCCGCCUCUUGUGCGAGAGAUCGCCAUCGUCAAUAAAGCAGGAGACUGCAGCGUUCCUUAUAUUUGCCGCUACUUUCUGAAACCACACGGUGAACUUCUGGGGCUGAUCAUGACAUACGAAUCCGUCGUGAUCCCCUCCGCCAUCGAGACUCGCGCGGAACGCAUUCGAACGAUCCAUGAGCUAUGUGAUCUGGUAGAGCGCUUCCACGCCAGGGGUCUCGUACAUGGGGAUAUCAAACCCGACAAUCUGCUGCGCUGCUCGGACGGUUCACUUCGCUUUUGCGACUUCGGCACCUCCUGCGUCGCCGGAGAUAGCUAUCUGACUCCCGGGCCCACGAUGGCAUACACCACCGCUGCCCGAUCGCGAGCGACGACGGAGAUGCCGACGACCAGGGAGGAGGACUAUCAUUCUCUUGCGAUGACCAUCUGGCAGCUGUUUACUGGAGGCACCGACUUCUGGAUCCGGGAUCUGCACUUCAAGGGCGACGAAGACUUUGAUGCGUACGAUGCAGCGCAGGAUGCCUUGAAGCUUGGGCGUCGGCCCGACAUGACUCGCAUCGACGACCCCGACAUAGCUAAGCUCAUUCUCAAGUACCUGGACUUGGGCCCUCCGGUCGAAGACGCAGAUCUCCAGACGUGGUCGAUGUGCUACGAGAAGACGUAUCGCUUGCGGGACUGCCGGUGUGUCCCAGAGUGCACUGCGACUCGCAAAAUCACCUGCAUGUCCUGUGAAAAGGCCCAGCCUGCUUCCCCGGCAAUAUGCCCGCGAUUGUAUGUGGAGCCGUUCGUCCGUGACCCCACGAAAGAGGUGAAUACCACGUGCAACGUCAAUGUCCCGGCAACAGCGGCAGUUUAACGAGUUGGAGGUCCUCAACUCGCCAGGAAGCUAUUCGUAGAUGCUUGCAGAUGCAUGCACUAGAUUCGGCGUGUAUGUUGCCAUUCAGCCUGGCAUUGUCUGGCCCUCUAGUUGGUCGAUUUGCGUCCCGAGCUGUAACACAUGGAUGUCGGCAGGGUUAUUCUAAGGUCGGAGAUCUACGAGACUUGAAGCCAGACGCCCUCAGAGGGUGUUUGAAUGAAGCUCGAAUGAGCCAUCGGGAUGUAGCGCCCGAUAGAUCUGCCUCGCUCCGUGCAACAGAGUUCCACCAAGUCAUAUCCGGGGACAGGAGAGGCAGACCAUUUGUACAGUAAUGAUAGACGCGAGAAGAAAUUCGGAUGUUUUCGCAGGUCCACCAUAUGCUCAGCAAUUCAUGGAUUGAGGAAGGUAAAGGCAGCCCGCAUUGCCUCCAGAUACUAGCAAGCGUCACCAGCAGCUUAAAAGUCUCUUUUUGAUGACCUCACUGUUCCCAUCAUUCUUGCCCGUUAUCUUCCGUGAGCCUCUGUGACUGUUCGCGUCUAGUGUUCUUCUCUAGUCUUAGACACGCGCCCGUUUCGCUCUGCACCUGCAGAGAUAGCACUCGGGCUCUAAUGAGCAACCAUCUGGGCCCACUCGCUUUCAUGCAGGCAAGCCACCGCGGCAAGCUCAUCUUGGAACUUGGUGUGAAGGCAGCAAUCGAUAUGAGUAAUCCGGAAUCGGGGGACGAAACAGUGUUAUAAAUGGCAGUGCGAUAGGCCAGCUCUUCAACGAUGUGUCCUACCUUUCACUUCAACACGACCGCCGAGGACGUUGCGACGGCAUUCGCAGAACAGAUCCAAGGCAAAAACGUUCUCGUCACCGGGACGUCGCUCAAUGGCAUAGGGUUCGAGACUGCGCGCGCCGUGGCGAAAUAUGCAAAUCUAGUAAUCGUCACAGGAUACAACAAGGAGCGGCUUGGGCUGACUCAAACCGAACUCCAGAAGGACGGCCCUCACGCCGAAAUCCGACCACUCGUCCUGGACCUCGCCUCGCUCAAAGACGUGCGCAGGGCGGCUGCCGAAGUCAAUGCCUAUGCUGAACCGAUCCAAGUCCUGAUCAACAACGCAGUCGCCGCUAUCGCGGGAUUCAAGCUGAGCGCAGACGGGUUCGAGAAUCAACUCGCAAUCGACCAUCUGGGCCCAUUCCUCUUCACCGCUCUCAUUUCUCCAAAGCUCCUGGCCGCACGGACCGAGACCUUUACCCCGCGGGUCGUAUUCGUGUCCAGCCUGGCGCAUCUUCUCGGGGCUGUGAACCUUGAGACCUGGGGUAUACCCGACCAGGCAUCAUACGAUUUAAUGGGCGCCUAUGCCCAAGCAAAGACGGCCAACAUCCUCACUGCUGCCGAGCUCUCGCGUCGGUCCAAAGGGGCAAUCGAGAGCUACAGUCUGCAUCCAGGGAAAAUCGCUGAGAAACGGAAGGAGUUCGGUAUCCUCCUCCCUGAUGGCUCACCCAGCCUCGAGAAGUAUCAUUGGAAGUCGAUCCCGGAGGGCUCCGCGACGACGGUUGCGGCUGCGUUUGACCCGCGACUGGAGGAAACACCGGGGGCGUUUCUGGACGAUUCGAAAGUGGCGAACCACAAGCUCUCGACGCAGGCUGCUGAUCCUGCUAUUGUGGCCAGGCUGUGGGAUGUCACGGAGGAGCUCGUUGGUUUCAAGUUUACCUUCUGAAACCCAUCGAAACUCUGUCUUGGCAUGUGCAAAUAGCAGUGGUCUCGGUUUCACUUUGUAAGAUGCAGCAAAUGUAUUAUGGAAUCGACGGAGUAAGGCAUUCUGUCGGGGAACACGACGCUUUCUAGUAACUUGUUGUACAUGAUGAUUACUAGUCACUUCGAUCACGGUGAUGUCAUGACGUCUGCAUGUUACUCUACAAAACCCAUCUCAAUACAAAAUCUGUCUCACCAUCACUUGUCCGUCAUGGCCAGUCUUGACCUUACCGCUCCCUUUGGCGCAUGGCCAGAAGACACGCCAUUCCCUUUGGAGUCGUGCGAAGUGCUCAAAAACUCUAAAGAGAUCUGUGUCGUCAAAUUCUCCGGAAAGACGACCUCACUAGUGUGCAAAGAGCCGACAGAUCCUGAUUUCUCUUCCAUGGCGCGCGAAAUUCAGAUUGUGCGUCAAGCGGGCGACUGCAGCGUGCGUUACCUCGGCCGCUACAUGUACAAGCCCCGCCAAGUACUGAUGGGGCUCGUCAUGUCCUUCGAGACGGUGAUCAACCCUUCCGCCAUCGAGACUCGGGCACAGCGUGUGGCGAUCAUCCACGAAAUUUGCGACCUGGUCGACAGAUUCCAUGUGCGAGGUCUGGUGCACGGAGACAUCAAGCCUGACAAUCUCCUGCGCUGCGCGGAUGGCACUCUCCGCUUUUGUGAUUUUGGCAACUCGUGCUUUGCUGGGGAUGGCUAUUUGACGACCGGGCCGACAAUGAGCUAUGAGACUGCAAACCGGCACCGUGCAAUGCAGAAGCUUCCACCGACCCGGGAGGAGGACUACCAUUCUGUUGCUAUGUCUGCCUGGGAGAUCUACACCGGCGGAAACGACUUUUGGAUCAAGGGCAUGUAUUUCCGCGGGGGUGCUAGUGACGACGACACCUUUGACGUGGUGGAGGACGCUCUGAAGCUUGGCCGGCGACCCGACAUGGCUCGCAUCGAUGACCCCGACAUAGCGCAGCUCAUUCUCAAGUACCUGGAUCUGGGGCCUCCGGUUGAGGACGCGCCCAUUCAGACACGAGCCAUGUGCUACCGAAAGUCGUAUCGUCUCCGAGGAUGCCAGUGUGUGCCUGAAUGUACAACCACUCUCUACUUCACUUGCCUUGCUUGCAAAGAAAGCGGAUCGGAACCCGUAGCAUGUCCACGACUGUAUGUCGAGCCAUUUGUCAGAGCUCCAACAUCAAGCACACCGUAUUGCUCGUGUCAUGAUCUUGGAGGAGAUAACCGAUUCUCAAGACUACCCCUAGUUAGUGAGGAUAUGAUGCCAGGAACGAUAGACGCGGUUUGAGGGCAGAAAAGUCGGAUACCAAGGAAGAAUAGAAGCUUUGUACUCUGAGAAAACAAGUAAGGCAGGACCCUGAG
Molecule: messenger RNA, 4222 nt
Organism: Mycena citricolor
Lineage: Eukaryota; Fungi; Basidiomycota; Agaricomycetes; Agaricales; Mycenaceae
Source: the annotation of a GenBank genome assembly